Molecule: messenger RNA, 1779 nt
Organism: Dothidotthia symphoricarpi CBS 119687
Lineage: Eukaryota; Fungi; Ascomycota; Dothideomycetes; Pleosporales; Dothidotthiaceae
Product: peptidase M24A, methionine aminopeptidase
Exons: 4
Coding region: 33-1349 (438 amino acids)
Biological process (GO): proteolysis
Molecular function (GO): metalloaminopeptidase activity
Source: RefSeq, a predicted model, not a curated record
CACGAACCCAAGUAGUCACAUCAAUCGUCAAAAUGGCUGCCAAAGUCUCCGGAGAUGAGCCCAAGACGCUCAACGUCGCAGAAGCUAAUGGAACUGUGAACGGCGAUGCUGGAGAACAUUCCGGUCAAGAUUCGGAUGACGAUGCUGACGAGAAUUCACCUGAAGCUACUGCUGUCGCUGGCGCGAAAAAGAAGAGGAACAGGAAGAAGAAGCCCAAGAAGAAGAAGAAGAAGAGUACUGUCCAAACUGAUCCCCCCUCAGUCCUGAUCUCGCAACUAUUCCCAGACAACAACUACCCCAAAGGCGAGGAGGUGGAAUAUAAGGAUGAGAACCUCUAUCGCAGCACUAACGAGGAGAAGCGUUAUUUGGACAAUAUGAACAGCGACUUCCUCUCGGAUUAUCGUCAAGCGGCCGAGGCACAUCGUCAGGUUCGCCAGUGGGCACAGAAAAACAUUAAACCAGGCCAGACACUCACUGAAAUCGCCAAUGGUAUUGAAGAUAGCGUGCGUCGUGUAGUCGGACACGACGGGUUAUCCGAAGGCGAUGCUCUGAUUGCCGGCAUGGGUUUCCCAACAGGUUUGAAUAUCGACGAGAUUGCAGCCCACUACAGCCCAAAUGCCGGCUGCAAGCGAGUGCUUCAACAAAGUAACGUCAUGAAGGUUGACAUUGGCAUCCACGUGAAUGGUCGUAUCGUUGACAGCGCCUUCACAAUGGCAUUCGAUCCCAUGUAUGACAACCUCCUCGCAGCCGUCAAGGACGCAACCAACACCGGUCUCCGCGAGGCAGGAAUCGACGUCCGCCUCGGCGAGCUAGGUGGGUACAUUCAGGAGACUAUGGAAAGCUAUGAAUGCGAGAUCAAUGGGACUACCUACCCAAUCAAGCCGAUCCGCGAACUAUCCGGCCACACUAUCUUACCAUACAGCAUUCAUGGCACGAAGAGUGUUCCUAUCAUCAAGACAAACGAUACAACGAAGAUGGAAGAAGGUGAUGUGUUUGCUAUCGAGACGUUCGGCAGCACUGGCAAUGGGCGGUGUCACGAUCAGGGUGAGGUCUCGCAUUACGCUCUACGCAGCGAUGCGCCAAACACUGACCUUCGUCUGACUUCGGCCAAAUCGCUGUUGCGUACUAUCAAGAACAACUUUGGUACCAUUCCCUUCUGUCGACGCUAUUUGGAUAGGAUUGGUCAGGACAAGUAUCUACUCGGUCUAAACAGUCUUGUCAAAUCUGGUAUCGUUGAAGACUACCCGCCUUUGGUUGACAAGAAAGGGUCAUACACAGCCCAAUUUGAACAUACCAUCCUGCUCCGACCUACCGUGAAAGAAAUCAUCAGUCGUGGAGACGACUACUGAACAGAUAAUGAUGUGUUGCACCUAGAGCAAAACAAGAAAAAGUUCUGAGUCACAAGAGUGAAAAUAAAACAUGUCUACCUACAAAACACAUCCUGAAUUAUCAGUCUGCUCUCUUCCAACAUCUAGACUGCAUCCUCAUCCCAGUGUUCUUGGGCAAAGCGUUCUCUGAGCAUUUUUGUCGUGUGGUUCGAAGACCCGAGAAGGAUAUCUGGAUGUUGUUCCCUGUCUCCAAAGUACUUAUCCUUGCGAGUAUCAUCCCCCUCUCGGGUCGUAUCAUCAAGCAUCCUGGUGCGAAAGUUGGAAGCAUAAAGAGCGGCAACACACUGUAUCGCAAACGUAUCUCGAGCAAGCUACUAACAUGUGUUUGUGCGAAAUUACUCGAGAUUGAACGUCUGUUAGGAUGUGAACCUGCGAAUACCAGUGAACAUGG